Rotaria sp. Silwood1 is the source of this 1329-nucleotide messenger RNA. The record is from the annotation of a GenBank genome assembly. Lineage: Eukaryota; Metazoa; Rotifera; Eurotatoria; Philodinida; Philodinidae.
AUGGUGACUCUAAAAGAGAAUGUAGAUGUUGAAUUUGAGGAUAAUAUAGAAGAAAAAGCAAUUAAUGAAGAAUAUAAAAUCUGGAAAAAGAAUGCACCAUUUCUAUAUAAUCUUGUUAUAACUCAUGCACUUGAAUGGCCUAGUUUAACAGCACAAUGGUUACCACAUGUUCGAACGGAAGAAGGUCGAGAUUAUAAUACACAUCGUUUAAUACUUGGUACACAUACAUCCGAUGAACAAAAUCAUCUUGUUAUAGCUAGUGUACAAUUACCAAAAGAAGAUUUUGAAUUAGAUGCAUCUCAUUAUGAUAAUGAUAAAGCUGAAUUAGGUGGUUUUGGUUUAAUUAAUGGUCGUAUUGAAGUUGAUGUUAAAAUAAAUCAUGAAGGAGAAGUUAAUCGUGCACGUUAUAUGCCACAAAAUCCUCAAAUAAUUGCAACUAAAACACCUGUAUCAGAUGUAUUAAUAUUUAAUAUUGAUACACAUCCAUUAGGUAAAGAACAAAUUGGUGUAUGUAAUCCUGAAUUACGUUUAAAAGGUCAUACAAGAGAAGGUUAUGGUUUAUCAUGGAAUUCAAAUUCGAAUGGAUAUUUACUUAGUGGAGCUGAUGAUAAUACUGUUUGUUUAUGGAAUAUAAAUAUGCAACCAACACAAGGAAAAAAUUUAGAUGCUUUAUCAAUUUAUACUGGACAUACAAUGGUUGUUGAAGAUGUUGCAUGGCAUUGUAGACAUCCGACAAUAUUUGGUUCUGCUGGUGAUGAUCAAAAAUUAAUGAUUUGGGAUACAAGAUCAAAUAAUUAUUCAAAAGCUAGUCAUAUAGUAGAUGCACAUGCAGCUGAAGUUAAUUGUCUUGCAUUUAAUCCAUUUUCGGAUUAUAUUCUUUUAACUGGUUCAGCUGAUAGAACACUUGCUUUAUGGGAUUUAAGAAAUUUAAAAACUAAAAUAGCAACAUUUGAAUCUCAUAAAGAUGAAAUUUUUCAAACACAUUGGUCACCACAAAAUGAAACUAUUUUUGCAUCAAGUGGUUCAGAUCGACGACUUCAUAUAUGGGAUUUAAGUCGAAUUAAUCAACCACAAACACCAGCUGAAGCAGAAGAUGGUCCACCAGAACUUUUAUUUAUUCAUGGUGGUCAUGCAGCUAAAAUUUCUGAUUUUUCAUGGAAUCCAAAUGAACCAUUUGUUAUAUGUUCUGUAUCGGAAGAUAAUAUGGCUCAAAUUUGGCAAAUUGCUGAACAUGUUUAUAAUGAUGAUAUUACUUUGGAUAAUAUAGAUGGUGAUCGAGGAGAAAUUUCACCAACAUCAAUCAAUCAAACGUCCAUAAAUGGAUCUUAA